Messenger RNA from Heteronotia binoei (common prickly gecko), 3765 nucleotides. It is a transcript of the gene KSR2, whose product is annotated as kinase suppressor of ras 2. Gene Ontology annotation, biological process: protein phosphorylation. Lineage: Eukaryota; Metazoa; Chordata; Lepidosauria; Squamata; Gekkonidae. Gene Ontology annotation, molecular function: protein kinase activity; ATP binding. Bases 357 to 3209 code for a protein of 950 amino acids. The record is from RefSeq and is a predicted model, not a curated record. The transcript is spliced from 19 exons.
GCGCCCCGCCCCGGCCCCUCCCCGAGAGGCGGAGCUGUCGCUGCUGCUGCUGCUCGGCGCGGGGCGGGCGAACGAGAGCGGCUCGCAUGGAGGCGGCUUGACAGGCGGGCGAGCGGUGGCGGAGGAGGAGGAGGAGGAGGCGGCGGCGGCGGCGGGGGGCGGCUAGCUGCAGCGGAGGGAGGAUGCCGCUGGCUCCCCCGGCGGGGCUCUGGUGAGGUCUGGCGCGGUGGGGGCGGCGAGGAGGGGGCGGCCGCGGCGCCGCCGCCUGGGGGGAGCGGGCCGGCGGCGGCAUCCCCCUGAUCCGGGAGGAGGACGAGGACGAGGAGGAGGAGGAGGCGGCGGCCGAGGGGCGAGCGAUGGACGAGGCCGCCGUGCCGGCGAACGAGGAGCAGCCUCCCCCGCCGCCGCUGCCGCUCCUGCCGCCGCCGCCGCUGAGCCUGCAGAAAGCGCUGCAGCAGUGCGAGCUGGUGCAGAACAUGAUCGACAUCAGCAUCUCCAACCUGGAGGGGCUGCGCACCAAAUGCGCCACGUCCAACGACCUCACGCAGAAGGAGAUCCGCACCUUGGAGAGCAAGCUGGUCAAGUACUUCAGCCGCCAGCUCUCCUGCAAGAGGAAAGUGGCCCUGCAGGAACGCAAUGCCAAGCUGGAGGGCUUCCCGCAACUCCUGCACUGGUUCCGCAUCGUCAACAUCCGCAAGGAGGUCAUGGAGGAAAUCAUUCCUGGCCAGCUGAACCUGGAAGAUCUUCUGGAAAUGACAGACGAGCAGGUCUGUGAGACGGUGCAGAAGUUUGGGGCCAACAGAGAGGAGUGUGCCCGCCUCAACGCCUCCCUGUCCUGCCUGAGGAAUGUCCAUAAAUCAGGAGGGAGCCUUUCCAAACAAGACUGGACCAUCCAGUGGCCAAUGACUGAGACCAGCAAGGAGAACAACACUGCGUGCCAAUCAGAAUCCAUGCAAUGGAUUCGAACUCACCUUUCUCCGAGCCCUAAAGCUCAGUCCAAAUGCAUUCAGCAUUACUGCCACCCGGGCUUCUCUCAUGGACCACCGUACACCCACGUGGACAGGCUGACAGUGGAAGGCUUUCCGGGACUGUGUCCGCCUCUGGAAUCGGGCCACCGCUCCUUGCCACCAUCCCCAAGACAGCGGCACGCUGCCCAUACGCCACCACGCACCCCUAAUAUAGUCACCACAAUGACUCCGCCUGGCACUCCACCAAUCAGGAGGCGAAACAAGGUGAAACCUCCAGGCACUCCGCCCCCAUCUUCCCGCAAACUGAUCCAUCUUUUCCCCGGUUUCACGGCAUUACAUCGCAGCAAGUCUCAUGAGUUCCAGCUGGGAAAUCGAGUGGACGAGGCUCACACACCCAAAGCAAAGAAAAAGAACAAACCCUUGAACCUCAAGAUCCACAACAGCGUGGGGAGCUGCGAGAACAUCCCUGCCCAGCGCUCCCCCCUCCUCUCUGAACGGUCCCUGCGGUCUUUCUUUGUCGGACACCCACCUUUCCUUCCUUCCACCCCUCCUGUCCAUACUGAUGGCACAUUCUCCACAAACACACUCUCAGUACCUCGCUGGUCCCCACAAAUUCCUCGACGAGAUCUUGGAAACUCAAUUAAACAUAGGUUUUCCACCAAGUAUUGGAUGUCUCAGACAUGCACCGUCUGUGGGAAAGGGAUGUUGUUUGGGCUGAAAUGUAAAAACUGCAAGCUAAAGUGCCACAACAAAUGUACCAAAGAGGCCCCACCGUGUCACCUCCUGAUCAUCCACCGUGGAGCAAGACUAGUCCGGACAGAAUCUGUGCCAUGUGAUAUCAACAACCCAUUGCGGAAGCCUCCCAGAUACUCAGACCUUCACAUCAGCCAGACCCUUCCCAAAACCAACAAAAUCAACAAGGACCACAUUCCAGUGCCCUACCAGCCUGACUCCAGCAGCAAUCCCUCAUCAACAACGUCAUCUACGCCUUCCUCACCAGCUCCUCCUCUGCCACCCAGCGCCACACCGCCUUCUCCCUUGCAUCCCUCCCCACAAUGCACACGGCAACAGAAGCAGUUCAACUUGCCAGCUUCCCAUUAUUACAAGUACAAGCAACAGUUCAUCUUCCCAGAUGUUGUCCCUGAGACUCCCACCAGAGCACCCCAAGUUAUCCUUCAUCCAGUGAAUUCUAACCCAAUCCUGGAAGGAAAUCCAUUACUUCAAAUUGAAGUGGAGCCAACCUCUGAGAAUGAAGAGGCACACGAAGAAGAAUCAGAAGAUGAUUUUGAGGAGAUGAACCUCUCACUGCUUUCAGCCCGCAAUUUUCCACGCAAGGCCAGCCAAACCAGCAUUUUCCUGCAAGAGUGGGACAUCCCUUUUGAACAAUUGGAAAUUGGUGAAUUGAUUGGCAACGGCCGCUUUGGGCAAGUGUUCCAUGGCCGCUGGCACGGCGAGGUGGCCAUUCGCCUCAUUGACAUUGAGAGGGACAAUGAGGACCAGCUGAAGGCCUUCAAGCGGGAAGUGAUGGCCUACCGGCAGACGCGGCAUGAGAACGUGGUGCUGUUCAUGGGCGCUUGCAUGAGUCCUCCCCACCUUGCCAUCAUCACCAGCUUGUGCAAAGGACGGACGCUCUAUUCAGUGGUGAGAGAUGCCAAAGUUGUCCUGGACGUCAACAAAACAAGGCAGAUUGCUCAAGAGAUUGUAAAGGGCAUGGGUUACCUUCACGCAAAGGGGAUUCUCCACAAAGAUCUCAAGUCCAAAAAUGUGUUCUAUGACAAUGGGAAGGUGGUGAUCACAGACUUUGGCCUCUUCAGCAUAUCAGGAGUUCUGCAAGCAGGCAGGAGGGAGAAUAAACUGCGAAUCCAGAAUGGUUGGCUGUGCCAUCUGGCCCCAGAAAUCAUCCACCAGCUCUCGCCUGACACGGAAGAAGACAAGUUGCCUUUCUCUAAGCACUCAGAUGUCUUUGCGUUUGGCACCAUCUGGUAUGAGCUGCACGCUCGGGAAUGGCCUUUUAAGAACCAACCUGCCGAGGCAAUAAUUUGGCAAGUGGGCCGAGGGAUGAAGCCGAACCUCAGCCAAAUUGGCAUGGGGAAGGAAAUCUCGGACAUUCUUCUCUUUUGCUGGGCCUAUGAGCAGGAAGAACGGCCGACCUUCACCAAGCUCAUGGAGAUGCUGGAGAAACUGCCAAAGCGGAACCGUCGGCUGUCCCACCCUGGCCACUUCUGGAAGUCAGCAGAGUAAGGCAACCCCUGCCUAUCAUACCACAUUUUGCUCAUCUUGAAAUACGUUGUUUUUUACUUGAUGUGAAAUGUUUGGGAGUAGUUCUGUGAAAGUCCUCUUGUGUUACGCAUUUAUUAACAUUAUAUUACCCUGUACAUUGCUCAGAUAUGUUUGAUAUAGGAGGCAGUUGUACCUUUUAUGGUGUAUUUGAUUCCUGACAGUUGGUUUGUGAGAUUUUUUCCUCCAGAUUUUUAAAAGAUUUUCUCCUCAGCCUUAUUUUGUUUUCUCGCUUUGGGUUAGUUUUAGAUUUCAUUUGCCGCCUUAUUUUUUCUUUUCUGUAUUUUCCCCCCGAUCGAUGCACUUUUUAAAUUUAAAUUAUGAAUAACAUUUGAAGGGGGGGGGAAAUAUUAAUCUUAAUUCACAGAAAUACCUAACACCCAGUGAGAUGAACAGACGCAAAAUUACCAGUCGAUUCACAGAAGUGCAUAAUACUCGGUGAGAUGAGCCAUUUAUAAAUGAUCGUAUAAGUAUCAUUUGUCUCUGUAUUCUGUGUAAUAAACAUAUGCAUUUGACCCAA